Molecule: messenger RNA, 4130 nt
Organism: Plodia interpunctella (Indianmeal moth)
Lineage: Eukaryota; Metazoa; Arthropoda; Insecta; Lepidoptera; Pyralidae
Exons: 4
Coding region: 185-3520 (1111 amino acids)
Molecular function (GO): zinc ion binding; nucleic acid binding
Source: RefSeq, a predicted model, not a curated record
AAUGCAAUUUUGAAAAAGCCGGAUUCAGCAACGAAGUUGAGUUAUUUUUGUUUUCAUUUGUUUUUGUUUCAAAAAUAAACAUUAAUGUGCAAGUAAGUCGGCAACUUAACUUUUAUAUUAUGUAAUGUUGCGAAAACAAGAUAGAUUUGUGUGAAUUAAUAUUAAUUGACUAAAUAACAAAAUCAUGUAUAAACUUGAUUGCAAUAACACUACAUAUACAAUACCAUUGGAUUCAUUGGAUCUGACCUAUAUGUCCAGGCAUUUCAAUAAUGGCUCUGCAAAACCAAUGUCUUUGUGGAGAAUUUCUAAUGGAGAAGAUUACUACAAAUUCAAGUUGAAUGCUUGGAGAAUGCCUGAGAGUGAUGACGAGGAAGACGAUACAGACCAUCUACCGUCAGAGUCUCUUCUAUGCCAUACAUGUAACAUAUAUGUACCAGUAAUGUAUGUAAAUGAACACAAUAACAGUGAAAAGCACAUCAAUAUGAAGAAGAUAAUUAAUUUAAUGAUGCUUAGAACGAGAAAUUGUGACCUCAAGUACACUUCUGAACCACCAGAGGCAAAAUCUUGUUACUAUUGUGAAGACUGCUCCUUAGUGAUUUCAAAAAAAGACAGCGAAAGCCACACCCAAUCAUAUACACACAAAAAAUCAUUGAGGAACACAUGUUUGAUUGAACAAUUUCUGAAAUUCUACUCUGAAGAUUUAAAUGAUAAUAAAAAAAUUAACACAACACCUUUACAAGAUUAUUGCAACAAGUUUGUCAACAGGAAAAACUUAUCUUUCAAAAUAAAUGCCCUAAAUGGAGAUACUCUAAGAAUAAUCGUAAAUAGAAAUGAUUUAAAAAUACAUUUUAAUAACUUUCAUGGUUUAGUGGAAACGGAAACGGAAAUGAUAUGUAUAUUGUGCGAGGUUCAAGUUGGCAGAGUUUUAAAGUUAAUAGAACAACAUAUUGAAAGUAAGAAACAUAGAAAGAAAGUUACACGUAAUAUAGAUGGGGAACAUUGCAUUAGAGAGUUGAAUGACAACUUCACUCAUUGUAUUAUAUGCAAUGAAUUGGUACUACUCACCAGAGUUGCCGGUCACAAGAUACUGAGCUAUCAUACCGCUAACCUCAACAUGGCUCAAGGCAAAAAAAAUACCGGUGAUUUUAAUAAAAACCAUAUAUUUUCUAAUGUAACUAAAGAAAAUUCAUUUAGAAAGUAUUUAAAAGAUGAGUUAAUCGAUAAUGAUAAUGUUGUAAGUGAAGAUAUUUCAGAAGAAUAUGAAUUAGGUUACAAACAUCCCACUUCAAAUGUAAUCCAUACUAAAAAUACUUUAUUUUCCAUUGAUUUAAAUAAAUCUCCUGCAUCUACAAGUUUUAAUAAUAAUAUUUUCAAUCAGUUACAAUCUAAUAAUUAUGUUGAAGAGAAAAAUAUAAGAAGCUAUAUUAAACUAACAAAUGACCUAAACAAUGAUGCAGACACUGAUUUACCAUGUGCAUCAGUCGCUCGGACCCAGUGUUCUAAUGAGGGAGAUAUGAAAGUAGAUAAUAUUGAUCUAGCUGUAGAAGAACCUCUCAAAUAUAAUGCAGUAAAAGAUUUAGACAUGGACCCGAUCGAAAUUCCAUCAAAUUUUGUAGAUAAAAUACAGUACCUAAUACUUGAAACAAUUAUCGAGAAGGAAAUUAUUUGUAAAGUCUGUAAUGUACUGAUGUCUAAUUCGGAUUUAAAUAUGUUCAAACAUUUCAAUGGUGAAGGUCAUACAGUUAAAUAUAACGAAUUAUUGAAAAUUAAUAGAGUGACAAAAGCUCAAAACAAAUUCUUUUGCUAUUCAUGUAAAGCUUCUAUUACAAGUAAAAAUGAGUUGGAACAUAUAUUAGGUGUAAAGCACAGAAAUAAAUUUCUGAACGAUACCGAUUAUGAACAAGUAUUUUGUGGAUUUUGCAAAGUUAAUAUUUCUGAAUCAGUACAAGAACAUCAAAAUAGUGAUGGCCAUUUACAAGCAUGCAUAUUCAAUGGUGUAAAUGUCCAAGAACAAAUACAAGAAGACGGUGAAUUUUCCGACAAACCCAAUAUUAUUGCUAAUGAAAUUAGUAAAGUGUCAGAUACAGAGACUAACAUUUACAUACCACUUGCAAAAACAGAAAACGUUUUUCUAAAACUCCACUAUCAUCUUGCAAAAACGGCCAAUCCUUAUAAAUUGUUAUGCAAAAUUUGCAAUAUAUUUCUCACAAAUACUGUGGUCAGAAUUGACGCUCAUAUUGAAAGUUUUUACCAUACAAAUAAAUAUAAAUCUUUAUUAGACUCACAUAUAAUAGAAAAGGAUGGCAAUAGAUUCCACUGUAAGACUUGUGAUGUGUUUGUCACUAUUAAAAAUGAGAUAGAACAUAUAGCUGGUGUUAAACACAAGAGCAAGCUGACCGGAGCGUCGGAUACUCCUAAAAAUGAUCAACAAACUCUAGAUGGUGCAGAUAUUGAAAUUUCUAAUGAUAAUAUUAAUUCAUCAGUUAAAGAUGUUGAUCCUUUAGUUCAAACGCCUGAAAGCCUAAUUGCAGAGGAUGAAGAAACUAUAGAUGAUAUAGAAUAUCACACCGAUGACGACAUUGAUGAAAUAUCGUAUGAAGAAACGACAAAUAUUACAUCAAUUGAAAAAAUUGAAAUUGAUCGCGCAAAUAUCGCAACAACACAUUAUCAUGUUGUAAAAACAUCAAAUUACUAUGAAGUACUAUGUAAAGUUUGUGAUGUGGUACUAUCGAAUUCUGCUACCAAUAUCGAAACUCAUAUUCAAGGAUAUUCUCACUCGUAUAGAUAUAAAAAAAUAUUGGAAUCUAAUAGAAUUGUAAUUGAUGGCAAUAGAUUCCACUGUAAGACUUGUGAUGUGUUUGUCACUAAUAAAAAUGAGAUACAACAUAUAACGGGAUAUAAACACAAGAGUAGGUUGACUGAAGCUGUGGAUACUAUUAACAACGAUGAACAAACUUUAGAUGAUGCAGAUAUUGAAACAUCUGAAAGCCAAAUAACAAAAGAUGAAGAAAAUAUAGAUGAUAUAGAAUAUCACACCGAUGACGACAUUAGUGAAAUAUCGUAUGAAGAAACGACAAAUAUUACAUCAAUUGAAAAAACUGAAAUUGAUCGCGCAAAUAUCGCAACAACACAUUAUCAUGUUGCAAAAACAUCAAAUUACUAUGAAGUACUAUGUAGAGUUUGUGAUGUGGUACUAUCGAAUUCUGUUACCAAUAUCGAAACUCAUAUUCAAGGAUAUUCUCACUCGAAAAAAUAUGAACAAUUAUUAAAAUCUAAUAAGAUAGAAAAGGACAAUAAUAGAUACCGUUGCAAUAUUUGCAAUGUAUUUGUUAGUAUUAAAAAUGAGUUGGAACACAUAUCUGGUUCCAAACACAGAAUCAACGCGCAAAAUUAUACAAAUCCUGUGGCUUCAACUCUUGUGGACGACUAUGAUGAAGAUAUCUUCGAUAAUUUACAAAUAAUAAACAGAUUAACUAAUAUUUUAAAAAUGCUUAAGAACAAUUUUGAAAACAAUUGUUGAAAAGUUAAGAUGUCUGAAGGAUUAUAUGUGCCAAAAAAGGCACUGACAAUAUUUUUAUUUGCAUAUCACUUGCAUGAAAGUAGCCAUAAAAGAAUUCCCACAUUCCCUAAAAUUCAUAAAAAAUAGUCGGUAGGUAUUUUUAAGGCCAACAAAAAGUUGUCUGUAUUACAGAAAAUAGCCACUUUUUUUUUAGAUUAUUUUUUCACAAUCGCUUUUCAGCCAAUAAUAGGAUUACGACUUAUUACUUUAAGUUUAAGAAAAUAUACAGUUACAGUUCAUGUUACGAAUCUUAAUAACUAUCAAGAUUGGAUCCUCGAUCAAAUCUAACAACCAGUAUAGUUCCUAGUUCCUUACGAAAUGUGCGAAUGAGAAACACAUACAUUAUUGUACGUGUCUCUUAUUGGCACGGAUUUUUUUUAUGUUAACAAUAGAGGCCAUAUAGUGAGCUAAGAAAAUAAUAACCCUUAUUUCUAUAAAUUAUAAGACAUGGUCUCAAGACUCAAUUUGUCGUAAUGUUUUGUGGUGAAUUAUGUUUAGGAAAGGCAAAGCCUUGGUUUUUACUUUUAUAAUCGUUUUAAAACUGCUGUGAUUUUAAUAAAGUUACUGGUAU